AUGCGCUAUUUAAAUGAGUUUUCCUCUAACCCAUCUACACCACCUCCAACGUCCUAUUACACGUAUGUCUCACCACCACCACCAAAUCAUUACAUGUACACCUCACCUCCUCCUCCAUGUAGUCCCCCACAUUCGGGACAUCAUAAAUCAUCUCCACCAUCAUGGCCACCUAUAACUAGAGUACCACCAGUAUCACCACCACCUUCGCCACUGCCCCCAUAUCCACACAACCCAUCACCACCCUCAUUAUGGCCCCCAUCUCCACACGACACGCCACCACCCUCACAACCAUCUCCACUUGGCCCACCACCACCACGAUCACCCCCACAACCAUCUCCACAUGGUGCAUCACCACCAUCACUAUCACCCCCACAACCAUCACCACCCGGUCAUGGCACAUCACCACCGUCACUAUCACCCCCACAACCAUCUCCACUCAGCCCAUCAUCACCACCAUCACUAUCCCCUCAACAACCAUCACCACCUUCACUAUCACCCCGACAACCAUCACCACCCGGUCAAGGCACAUCACCACCCUUGCCCUCAGCCUCACCACCACAAAAUCAUGGAAUCCCCCCGCCAACAUCAUUACCACCAUCAGCACCACCACCAAGGGGCCAACAUGCACCCCCACCACCACAUGGAGUGAUUGUUCCUCCAGUAUCCCCACCUCAACCACAAGGUGGAGGGCCUAGCGGCGUUGGUGGAGUUCCACCAAAGCCCGCAAUCUACUCUUCACCACCACCUCCCACUUCACCUCCAGGGCAACAUACUACUAACAACACUGCAAUAAUAGUGGGUGCAUCUUUAGGUGGCUUCUUCUUCCUUGCGCUACAUUAG
This is a messenger RNA of Chenopodium quinoa (quinoa), 840 nucleotides long. RefSeq names its product extensin-like. The record is from RefSeq and is a predicted model, not a curated record. NCBI's taxonomy places the organism in Eukaryota, Viridiplantae, Streptophyta, Magnoliopsida, Caryophyllales, Amaranthaceae. The transcript has a single exon. The coding region runs from base 1 to 840 and encodes 279 amino acids.